Protopolystoma xenopodis is the source of this 351-nucleotide messenger RNA. The record is from the annotation of a GenBank genome assembly. Lineage: Eukaryota; Metazoa; Platyhelminthes; Monogenea; Polystomatidea; Polystomatidae.
AUGUCACUGACGGCUUCUAAAGCCACAGAAAAUGAGCAGGGAGUGCGGCCGAACGAGCAGAGUUGGCUACGCAAGUGGAGCACUGCUGACCGCUGCGGUUGGGCAAGAGAGAGCGAAAAAGGAGGGGCCAUUCGAGACGAGUCUGAAGGGGAAAACUUUAAUUACUCCUCUCGUGUCUUCGGCCAAAUGAUCCUGAAAACCAGCCUCCACCUCGGCCAACUCCUACACUCGCCGACCCACUCCCCUGUCGGUCUCGGAUACCGCCGAGCCUGUAGUUGCUCCAUGCCCCUGUAUCUGGCCUGGCCAGCGUUGCUUUUAUCACUUUCCCACUCGUUGACAAAACUACACUGA